AUUAAAUUAAAAUUAAAUAAACAUAAUUUUGGUUAAUUGAUAUGUUUAGUAAAAUCAAAAGUGUAAACAUUAAGGUUUAAUGUUUAUGAUUUAAUGUUUAGAGUUGAAGACUUAAAAAUUAAAUAAGUUUUAUAUGUUAUAGGUUUAGUGUUUGGGGAUUAAAAUUAUAAUUUUCUAAUUAAAUUGUAUGUUUGAUACAAUUUUUUUUUCUAUUUAUACUUUAUGGUUUAUAUUUUAAUUUAUAGUUUAAUCAAUUUAGAAUUUAUAAUUCAGGGUUUGGAUGAUGACAAAAGAAAACAUUUAGGCUUUGGAGCAAUGUGAAGUUUAGAGUUUAAUUUUAUGAUAUUGGAUUUUAAUUUUAAAUUAUUAAAUUAUUAAAUUUGGAAUUUAAAAUAUAAAAUAUAAAAUUUGAUGUUUAUAUUUAUGACUUGGGAGAUAGGGAUUAUGUUUAGUGUUUGCGAUUGGAGUAUAAUAUUUAUGGUUUAGAUUUACAAUUUGAACUUAAAUUUUGAAAAUAAUUAAAUUUUGACUUUAGAUUUAAGGUUUAAAGUUAAAUAUUAAAAAUAGAGUUUUAAGGUUUUUCUUAGGAGUUAAGUUUUAAAAGCAUUUUAGGAUUUAGGGUUUCACAUUAAUACAAUAAAAACAGUGGCAAAAUCGUGGCAUUUUGUGGCUAUUAUUUGUUAGCUACAAAAGUUUGUGACAAAAUCUUCACAAAAAAGAUAUUUUGUAAAUUAGCCAUGAAAAAUUUUGUGACUAAACCCGACAAAAGAAUAUUUUGGUAGACUGGCCAAGAUUUUAGCCAUGUUUUAUUCUGUGAAAAUUUUGUCACAAAACAUUCAUGGUAAAAUCUUGCCAUUUUAGCCACGUUUUAUUUUAUAGAAACUAGGAUUCGGACCCCCGCGGUUCGCGGAGGAAAAUAAAACAUAAUUAUUAUAUAUAAAAACCUCGAGAGCAAAAAUAAUUAUAUAUAAAAAUGAACAUUUUAACAUAUAAUUUUCUGAAACUGUUAGAUUAAAGAAUGAUAUUUAACAUAAUCACUAAAUAAAAUAAGUCUCUUGACACUCUUUAUUGCCUUCUAAUAAAUUUAUAUAUGAAUUUCUUAAAAAAUAAUAAAAUUUUCCAUCAGCCGUAAGAAUAUUCUUAUAAUAAUGUAUAAAGACAUUUUACAUAACUAAUAACAUUUGAAAGUUUGACUGGCCAGCAUAAAGGCAAACAUGUAAAUUUAAUAAAUAGUUGGGAAUGAUAUAAAAUAUAAAUUUGGACGAUGAUAGGGUGCAUUUGCGCAUUUUUUGGAAGAUUAUUUCAACAUUUGUCAAGUUUUAGAAGAGUAAAACACCUAUAGAGUAUUCAAUUAUUAUAAUUAAGGCUAAUAUACAAUUGAUGUAAAACUGUGUUUUCCAUAUAUAUUUUAUUAUCUUUUGAUUAAUGAAUCUCUUUAUUAAUGUGCACAGUUAUUUAUAUUAAAAAAAAAUGUAUGAUGGUAAAAAGUUUUAAAAUAUGCAAUGCCUAUUCCAUUUGCAAUGGUUGAUACAAAAUAUUGCAAUGGUUGAUCACGAUAUAUUGCAACUGUUAAUCAUCUAACUAUUGCAUUGAUACAUUUAUACAAUAUUACAAAUAUGCAUCAAGAAAAUUAGAAUGGUUUACUUUAAUUAUUUAAAUAAUGUUAAAUAUUCUUCUUUGAUCCAAACCCUUAAUGAGCAUUUCCCAUUUUUCAAGAGUUAGUGUGUUAGACGUCGACAUCACCUAUUUCCAAACACAAAUAUAAAAGCCUCUUCAAGACAACAAAGUAUGUUUUUCGGAAAAAGAAACGACAAAGCUAAAAGGAAACAAAAGCCUGACACCGGCCGGAGGUCACUGCGUGAUCGUAAGUAGUUAUUAGAUGCUACGUCUUUUUUCUUGGUAUUAUACUAAGUACUAUUCUGUAGAAGGAAUAAUAUGAUAAAAUAUGUUCAUUGUGUCUAAACUAACAUGGUUCAGCAAAACUAAUAUGCUCCUAGGCACACAUAAAUCAGUUUCUUUAAACCCGUUGUACAGUGUUCUGUUUUUCGAACAUUUGACUCAGUGGUUUAAAGAGAAUUAUUCAUCUUUUUCAAAUCUCACUGGGUGUUGUUGGUAUAAUUCUGCCCAUACAUAGUUAGUUACGCAUGCAAUUAUUCACAUUCGUAAAGAGUGAAGGAACAUCAAUCGAGUUUGGAAACAAAUAUGAACUUAUUGAGAAACAGUGAGCAAAUGAUUUCGUAGAGAGGAAAGAGGGCGAGAGGAACGUCUAUCGAUCAGCAGCCCCAAGUGACCAGUGAUUUUUUUUUUUGACCGGGUUUGGAAGUGGAGGGAACGGAGAAAUAGAAAAAUUUCGCAAGAGCUAAGCCAGAGAAUCAAAGUUUAUGCAAAAAAAAAGUCAACAAGCCAGAGAAAAUCUGAUGAAUAAACUACAAGAAAAUUUGCAUACUUAUACAAUCUAUUAUAUUAAGAAGUUUGUGGAAAGAGACUACUCUUAAUAAGGCAGAUGACGACGGUUAGACAGUUCUGCAGUUCGUGUAAAGCGGUGCCAUUUAGGAGCUAUGAAUUGGUGAACGAUGAGGACAUAGUUUUAUUUGUUUAUUUUUUUCCUAUAAAAACUGAAUGACGUCAAUGGUUAAAAAACAGAUUGCUAUUAUCUGUAAAAUAAAAGAUGAUAUACUUAUCUUAACGUUGUUUUAGGUAAAAAAAUAUUUCGUAAUGUGAAUUAUUAAGAAAAAACUGCAUCGGAUUUUUACAAAAAAAAAACAAUCUGAGUUCAGAUACAUACAAGUUUACUACAUCUUCUCUGGUUGCCUCAUGUAACAUAGUUGUCUUAGCUUAAAAUCCACAAAAUGUUUCUGGACGAAAAAAGAAGAAGAAACAAGCGCUUAAAAAAUGUGCAACAUUGCGACAUAAAUAUAUGAAACCUCCAUCACUUUCAUAUAUCUUGAAACCGUGAUAAAAGAAAGGUUACCACUGAAGUUAAUGGCUAGUGAUUUCAAAAUACCACAACUUCCUACCCAUUUUACGUACUUCCUCUCUCUUUUGCGUCUUCCUCACAUGCCCACAUCUCUAUUGCAAUUAUGAAUGGUGGAUGAUCGGGAGAUAAAAUUUGGUUAUGUAUCAAAAACUUUAAUCAGGAAUCAGGAAAAGAAAGAGGAAGGAUAAACUGGUUAUCAAAUAUAUAUAAACAGAGAAGAGACGCAAACCAGAAGGGGUCACAACUCCAUUAACGGACGCAAUGCUUCACUAAGGACACGACACAAAGCAGCGUCUUCGUCAAAAACGUAAGUCUAAUCUCAACCCUUAGAUAAAAAGGUGCGAUAAUAUCAACCAUUGGAUUAAAUUAAAUUUCUAAAAAGAUGACAUCAUCUAAAAAAGAUAGAACCCUUGGAUUAAAUAUCCAAUCGACAUGAACCAUUCGAUCUUCAAUUUUUUUUUCCUAUAAAAAAUGGGUGACAUCAGCGGAUACUAAAAUUCAGUUUGCUAUUAUAUAUAGAUUUCAUAAAUUCUUGCCAUAAUCUACACAUGAAUAGUCAUAUUUUUUAAUGAUUUUUUUGGUAACAUUUUCAUGGCUUUUUUAACAUUUGCCACGAAAUUUUCGUGGCUAUACCCGAACAUAAUUGAAAAACAAGACGAAAACAAAAGGAAAUAUUUUAAAAACAUUUACAAGUGAUAAGGAAAUGGAACAUAAAUAUGGUACUGGAAAUCUUUAAAAAUGAUUUAUCAUGUAAAAUUAUCAAAAAAUGCAUUUUUUUCCCUGUAAAAUGGGAUCAUUAUGAGGCCAUUUUACAACAUUUUCGUAUAAUUCCAAAUGGCUCCCUUCUCUUUCUUCUUCUUCUUCUUUUUCUUCUUUCCCCUCCCACCAGAUCAGAAGUGCAACAGCGGUGAGCUCAAAUCCUCGACUAUGGAACCAACUGCUUUUACACAUUCCUCUUCUCUCACUAGAUUCCCUUUCCCUCUCAAAGCCACUCUCCGUCUCAACUCCUUACUUCUUCAACCUACCACUCUUCCCAUUCACACCUCUCCCCGCCGAUCAGUUCAUCUACUGACCAAAUCAGCCUGCGAAAACCACAGUCACCAUCACCACCACGAGCACGAGCACGAUCAUCACCACCACCAUCAUCACCGACAUUGUUGUUCCGUGGGACAAACGGCAUCGAACUAUCCUCAGAAAGUGCUGAUCGAGUUCGCUAAGGCUAUUGGAUGGAUUCGAUUAGCCAACUUCCUCAGAGAACACCUCCACUUGUGCUGCUCCUCAGCCGUGCUCUUCAUUGCCGCCGCGGCUUGCCCUUACUUGAUUCCUAAGCCUUACAUCAAACCUCUUCAGAACUCCUUCAUGAUUGUUGCUUUCCCUUUCGUUGGAAUCUCAGCAUCACUUGACGCAAUUAUGGAUGUAGCUGGAGGAAAAGUGAACAUCCAUGUUCUAAUGGCAUUAGCAGCUUUUGCAUCUGUGUUUAUGGGAAACGCGUUGGAAGGAGGAUUGCUUCUUUCCAUGUUCAAUCUUGCUCAUAUUGCUGAGGAAUUCUUUACUAGGCGUUCCAUGGUCGAUGUUAAAGAGUUAAAGGAGAGUAAUCCAGAGACUGCACUGGUGAUUGAUGUGGAUAAUGACAAUGUACCAAACUUCUUUGAUUUGUCAUACAAAAGCGUCCAUUUGCACAAUGUAGAAGUUGGAUCCUAUAUAUUAGUAGGAACUGGUGAGAUAGUGCCUGUGGAUUGCCAAGUCUAUCAAGGUAAUGCAACUAUAACGGUUGAGCACUUGACUGGUGAGGUGAAGCCAUUGGAAGCAAAAGCUGGAGAGAGAGUGCCUGGUGGUGCGAGGAAUUUGGAUGGAAGAAUUAUUGUGAAGGUUAUGAAGGCAUGGAAUGAGUCGACACUAAAUAGGAUUCUACAGUUGACUGAGGAAGCAAACUCUAAUAAACCCAAAAUUCAGAGAUGGCUGGAUGAGUUUGGUGAGAUUUACAGCAAGGUGGUGGUUGUUUUAUCAGUAUCUAUUGCCUUCCUUGGUCCAGUUUUUUUCAAAUGGCCCUUUCUCAGCACCAUAGCAUGUAGAGGAUCUGUUUACAGAGCAUUAGGAUUUAUGAUGGCGGCAUCACCGUGUGCCUUGGCAGUUGCUCCAUUAGCUUAUGCUACUGCUAUUAGCUCAUGUGCCAGAAAGGGAAUAUUGCUGAAAGGUGGACAGGUACUGGAUGCUUUAGCUUCUUGCCAUACUAUUGGCUUUGACAAAACCGGGACCUUGACAACCGGUGGCCUUACAUGCAAAGCAAUUGAACCCAUUUAUGGGCAUGAAGAAGGAAAUAAUGCAAGUGUAACACCCUGUUGUAUCCCAAAUUGUGAAAAAGAAGCAUUAGCCGUUGUAGCUGCUAUGGAAAAAGGUACAACGCAUCCUAUUGGAAGAGCCAUGGUAGACCACAGUAUUGGCAAGGACCUGCCUUCUGUAUCUGUUGAAAGCUUUGAGUAUUUUCCUGGCAGAGGCCUUACUGCUACAGUUAACUGUGUUCAGUCGGUAACUGAAGACAGUAAAGUGCAGAAAGCGUCACUUGGUUCUGUAGAAUUCAUCACUUCACUCUUCAAAUCGCAAGACGAGUCUAGGAAGAUCAAGGAUGCUGUAAACUCAUCUUCGUACGGAAAUGACUUUGUUCAUGCCCUUCUUUCGCUUGAUCAAAAGGUAACAUUGAUUCACCUCGAGGAUCAGCCUCGUCCAGAGGUACCAAAAGUUAUAGCAGAACUAAAAAGCUGGGGUAGGCUUAGGAUAAUGAUGUUAACCGGAGACCAUGAGUCAAGUGCUUGGCGAGUUGCAAAUGCUGUGGGUAUUGAUGAAGUCUAUUGUAACCUAAAACCAGAAGACAAACUUAAUCAUGUCAAAAACAUCUCAAGAGAUUCAGGUGGAGGAUUAAUCAUGGUGGGAGAAGGCAUUAACGAUGGUCCAGCUUUAGCAGCUGCAACUGUAGGGUUUGUUCUUGCUCAACGUGCAAGUGGCACGGCUAUAGCGGUUGCUGAUGUCUUACUGCUUCGAGACAACAUCACUGGUGUUCCCUUCUGUAUUGCAAAAUCCCGUCAAACAACAUCACUGGUUAAGCAAAACGUGGCUAUUGCGUUAACCUCGAUACUCUUGGCCGCUCUCCCAUCAGUUCUCGGAUAUCUUCCUUUAUGGUUAACGGUGCUGUUGCAUGAAGGUGGAACGCUUCUUGUUUGCCUUAACUCGAUACGCGGUUUAAACGAUCCAUCAUGAUCAUGGAGACAAGACAUAACUCAAAUGAUCAGCAACUUCAACUAAGACACUUGUGUAAUGAUCGAACUCAAUUUCAUAUAAUCAAGUUUUUAGAAAAUUUGAAUUGAAUCUCAAAAUCUAAAAAAAAUCUCUAAACCCUACACUACGA
Brassica rapa (field mustard) is the source of this 6377-nucleotide messenger RNA. RefSeq names its product probable cadmium/zinc-transporting ATPase HMA1, chloroplastic. Gene Ontology annotation, molecular function: ATP binding; ATPase-coupled monoatomic cation transmembrane transporter activity; ATP hydrolysis activity. Gene Ontology annotation, cellular component: membrane. Gene Ontology annotation, biological process: monoatomic cation transport. The record is from RefSeq and is a predicted model, not a curated record. NCBI's taxonomy places the organism in Eukaryota, Viridiplantae, Streptophyta, Magnoliopsida, Brassicales, Brassicaceae.